Messenger RNA from Ziziphus jujuba (common jujube), 1351 nucleotides. RefSeq names its product putative receptor like protein 25. The record is from RefSeq and is a predicted model, not a curated record. The coding region runs from base 751 to 1320 and encodes 189 amino acids. NCBI's taxonomy places the organism in Eukaryota, Viridiplantae, Streptophyta, Magnoliopsida, Rosales, Rhamnaceae. Gene Ontology annotation, molecular function: protein binding. The transcript is spliced from 2 exons.
AAUAUACUCCGCUAAUCCUUGUCUAUAAUAUUCAGUUAAAAAUAUCCAAUCCACCUCAAAAUAAUUCAAUAUCCCAUCAAAGGGGGCAAAACACUAUAUUGUAUAUAGGUACCCGGAGAUAAUGCUUUAUUGAAGUUUUCGUAGACCAUCCCCAUAUUGCAAAGAGUCAAAGAUUAGAACCAAACACAUUAAAAAAAAUACAAAGACUUUGCAUGGUUGACCAACAAUACGCGUAAAAGAUAUAAAUUAAAAAAAAUAAAAAAUAAAAAACCCUUAAAUAUGGUGGUGGACCACAAAGACCUUUCAUUAAUAUCAGCCAAAAAAAAAAAAAAAUGUUUCCCAAUUAUAAAUAGUACUGAAAAAUAAAGGAAAAAAUACUUAACAAAAAACCAACUGGAAUACUUUACUCACUUUGCUUUUACACUCAUAAUCUCUGAUAAAAAAUGAAGAGGGAUAUGAUCGAUCAGUUCCUCUUGUUUGUCCUGGUGAUCCUCUUAUAUCCAUGUCUAUUCGAUUCACAUUCUCUGCUUUCUUUCUCUAGUUGCCUCCCUCGACAAAGCUCUAUUUUACUCCAACUUAAGUCUGAGUUUACAUUUCAGAGGCGUGUAUACUCUGAUUUUCUGAUUAACAGCUAUCCAAAGAUGAAAUCUUGGAAGGCUGGCAGUGACUGCUGUUCUUCUUGGGAUGGUGUCUCAUGCGAUAUGGCAACUGGUUAUGUAAUAAGCCUUGACCUCAGCCAGAGUUGGCUUCAUGGGUCUCUGCGUUCUAACAGCAGCCUUUUCAGCUUGCUUCAUCUUCGAAAGCUCAACCUUGCCUUCAACAACUUCACUUCUUGCCCGAUUCCUUCGGAGUUUGGCCAACUUUCAAGGACGUAUCCCUUCUUCUUUAGGGAACCUGAUUGAACUUGAAUCGUUGGAUCUCUCAAACAAUGAACUUUCAGGUGAAAUCCCUCAGCAGCUUACUGGUCUGACGUUUCUUGGAUAUUUGAACUUGUCAAACAAUCAACUUACGGGUCCAAUACCACAAUCCAGACAAAUUGGGACGUUUUCAAAUUCUUCUUUUGAGGGAAAUUGUGGAUUAUGUGGUCCUCCAUCGUCGAAAAAGUGUGAAACGUCUCCUGUGCCACCUUCUCCUUACAGUGAGGAAUCAGGUGAUUCUAUAUUUUCUGGUUUUGGUUGGAAAGCUGUUGCGAUAGGAUAUGGAUGCGGACUCAUAAUUGGAUUGAUACUCGGAUAUAUCAUCACCUCAAGGAGCCCAUACUUGGUGUUCAAGAUUUUUCGUGUGAUCCCACCGAGGAGACUAAGAGGAGCCAACAGUUGAAAGCACUUCAAGUUAAAGUAGCUAAAGUAAG